AUGGACGCGAUUAUCUGGGCCAACAUUUUCAACACCGUCUUCCAGGCGCUCCUGGCGGGCUUCAUGUGGGGCAUGAACCGCCACGUUCGCCCUGCAUGGGCCGUCGGCUUCUUUAUUGGCGUCGCCCUCGUUCUCGGCAUCAUCAGCGGCAUCUUCAUCUUCUUGGAGGGCAAGAGGGUCAAGUCGAUUGAGGGCGUAGAGCUGUCGGAUGCUGACAAAAAGAAGCUGGCCGAGGAUGAGGAGCAAAACAUUUUCCACUAUAACAAUAACAAAGACAAGCCGCCUAAGGAGGAUAAGAAGAAGGCGAAGGCGGAGAAGAAGGCCAAGAAGGCGGCCCAGACGAAGCAGUGA
Messenger RNA from Parascedosporium putredinis, 351 nucleotides. Lineage: Eukaryota; Fungi; Ascomycota; Sordariomycetes; Microascales; Microascaceae. The record is from the annotation of a GenBank genome assembly.